Molecule: messenger RNA, 816 nt
Organism: Penicillium mononematosum
Lineage: Eukaryota; Fungi; Ascomycota; Eurotiomycetes; Eurotiales; Aspergillaceae
Exons: 2
Coding region: 1-816 (271 amino acids)
Source: RefSeq, a predicted model, not a curated record
AUGCGAUCACCCUCAGUCAAACCAUCGGCGUACCCGCCGUUGCCAUUCCAUCUCAUCCGCUUCCUAAUCGCCCUCUCCUCACUCGUGGUAGGCGUGAUCUUGGCAGUGUUUACCUACCACCUCCACGCCGAUGGCUACAAACUCCCAUAUUCAUUCCUCGUCCUCUUCGUCUCAGCAGGCCUCUCCCUCCUCAACAUCAUCCUAACCUCAAUAAUCCACUGCAGCUGCGGCCUAUCAACAAAACUCUCCAUCUCACUCAACAUCCUCCUAACAAUCCUCUGGGCACUAUCCCUAGGCCUGCUGAGCUGGAGCCUAGCAAGCACAAUAACAACAGCCUGCACAACAACCUACUGGGGCAACUCAACCGGCAUCUCCGUAUGUCGAAGCUACAAAACCCUCUUCACAUUCACCGCCAUUGGCCUGGUCAGCUACAUCGCCGCCGUCUGGCUGGACGUGAUUGUCCGUCGUCGCCAGACCCGUCUCGGCGUCUACGACGCCAUGGGAUCUCAACCGGGUCUUGAUGAUUCGGGCGCCUUUGAUGUCAAGAUGGAUGAGCGGCACAGCGAGUCUACACCUGCCUUGCAUGAUUAUGAUAAUGUGCCCCCUGCGAUGUCUGGUGCCCAUGGACAGGGACCGCCGGGUUACGGGCACAAUUUGGAGUAUGCGCAUGCUGGUGAGGCGCAGAAUUAUUACGAUACUGCGCCUGGUAUGAGUCACCGUGGUGCGCCCAGAGUGCGCUUUAGUGCUUAUGAUCAGGGUGGGCAGCAGAGGCCGGCUCAGAAUACGGGUAUGACCCUGCCAUGUAUCGCUGAGUGA